AUGUUGACAUCUAAAGUUGCAAGAAAUAAAACGAUAAAUACGUUUUUAAAAAAUGAUAGAUAUAUAAUUAAAACUAGUACACCGAUAUCGAAUAACUAUGUUCAAAAUUAUCAAUAUAGACAAUUUUCAACAAAACCACAACAGUAUACUGUUCACCCUAUCCAUUCAAAUUCAUCUUUAAAUUAUCAAUCUUACAAAUAUGGUCAAAUAACACCUAAACCACUUAAUCAAUUUCAAACCAGACUUUUCCAUUCAUCACACAAAAGACAAUUACAAAUGCAAAAAGAAGAAGAAGAUAAUAGACCUGCUUUAGAAAAAUAUGGAACUGAUAUAACUCAAUUAGCUAAAGAUGGUAAAUUAGAUCCAGUAAUAGGUCGUGAUGAAGAAGUUAAAAGAACAAUACAAAUAUUAUCAAGAAAAACUAAAAAUAAUGCUUGUUUAGUUGGUAAACCUGGUGUUGGUAAAUCAGCUAUAUUAGAAUCAUUAGCUCAAAGAAUAGUGAAUGGUGAAGUACCAGAUUCAAUGAAAGGUAAAAGAGUCAUUUCAUUAGAUUUAGCUGGAAUUGUAAGUGGAUCUAAAUAUAGAGGUGAUUUUGAAAGUAAAUUUAGAGAAAUAAUGAAAGGAAUUGAAGAUGCUAAUGGUGAAAUUAUUCCAUUUGUUGAUGAAUUUCAUACUAUUUUAUCAUUAGGUAAAAGUGAAGGUAGUAUGGAUGCAAGUAAUAUGUUAAAACCUGCAUUAGCUAGAGGUCAAUUAUCAAUGAUUGGGGCUACUACUACUGAUGAAUAUAGAAAAUAUAUUGAAAAAGAUCAAGCUUUAGCUAGAAGAUUUUCAGCUGUUUUAGUGACUGAACCAACUGUUGAAGAUACAAUUUCAAUUUUGAGAGGAUUAAAAGAAAAAUAUGAAGUUCAUCAUGGUGUAAGAAUAUUAGAUUCUGCAUUAGUUUCAGCUGCAACUUUAUCUAAUAGAUAUAUUACAGAAAGAUUUUUACCAGAUAAAGCAAUUGAUUUAGUUGAUGAAGCAAGUUCAACUUUAAGAUUACAACAUGAAUCAAAACCUGAUGCUAUAUCUACUUUAGAUCGUCAAAUUAUGACAACAGAAAUUGAACUAGAAUCUUUAAAAAAAGAAGAUGAUCCUAUUUCAAAAGAUAGAAAAGAAAAAUUAGAAGAACAAUUAACUAUAAAGAAAAAAGAUCUUCAAGAUUUAACUGAUAAAUGGAAUACUGAAAAAAAAGCAAUUGAUGAUGUAAAAGCUGCAAAAGCAAAAUUAGAACAAGCUAAAUAUGAAUUAGAAACAGCUCAAAGAGAAGGUGAUUAUGCAAAAGCUUCAAGAAUACAAUAUGCAGAAAUACCAGAAUUACAAACAAAAGUUAUAGAAUUUACAAAAUCAGAAGAAGCUGUAAAAUCAUCAAAUUUAUUACAUGAUUCAGUAACAUCAGAUGAUAUUGCAUCAGUUAUUUCAAAAAUGACUGGAAUUCCAUUGAAUAGUUUAUUAAAAGGUGAAAAAGAUAAAUUAUUAGAUAUGGAAGCUACUUUAGAAGCAGAAGUUGUUGGACAACAAGAAGCUAUACAUGCAGUUUCAGAUGCUGUAAGAUUACAUCGUGCUGGAUUAACUGAUCAAAAUAAACCAAUUGCUUCAUUUGUAUUUUUAGGAAGUACAGGUACUGGUAAAACUCUUUUAACAAAAGCUUUAGCUAAAUGGUUAUUUAAUGAUCCAAAUUCAGUUAUUAGAUUUGAUAUGAGUGAAUUUCAAGAAAAACAUUCAGUUUCAAGAUUGAUAUCUGCACCUCCUGGAUAUGUUGGAUAUGAAGAAGGUGGAGAAUUAACAGAAGCAGUUAGAAGAAGACCUUAUAGUAUUGUUUUAUUUGAUGAAGUUGAAAAAGCUCAUCCAGAUAUUGUUAAAAUUUUAUUACAAGUUUUAGAUGAAGGGUCUUUAACUGAUACUCAUGGUGUUAAAGUUAGUUUUAAAAAUACUAUAAUUGUUAUGACAUCAAAUUUAGGUCAAGAAAUUUUAUUAGCUGAUUCAAGUGCAAAAGAUGAUGGUAAAAUAAGUCCAGUUGUUAAAACUGAAGUUAUUGAUGCAUUAAAACGUCAUUAUCCACCUGAAUUUUUAAAUAGAAUUGAAGAUAUAAUUGUUUUUAAUAGAUUAUCAAAAAAAUCAUUAAGAGAAAUAUUAGAAAUAAGAUUAAAUGAAAUUGAUGAUAGAUUAUUAGAUAAAAGAAUUGAAUUAAAAUUAACUCAACCAGCAAAAGAUUUAUUAAUUGAACAAGGUUAUAGUCCUGUUUAUGGUGCAAGACCUCUUAAUAGAGUUUUACAAAAAAAUUUAUUAAAUCCUUUAGCAAGAUUAGUGUUAUCUGGACAAAUUCAAAAUAAUGAAAUUGCAAAAGUUGAAGUUAGAAAUAAAGAAAUUUAUGUUGUACCAAAUCAUUCUGAAGAAUCAGUUGUAAAAGAAGAAGAAGAAUAUUGGCAAAAAAAAGAUAAAGAAGAUGAAGAUAAAAAGAAAAAGUAG
Lodderomyces pseudojiufengensis is the source of this 2505-nucleotide messenger RNA. It is a transcript of the gene HSP78, whose product is annotated as chaperone ATPase. Gene Ontology annotation, molecular function: ATP hydrolysis activity; ATP binding. Bases 1 to 2505 code for a protein of 834 amino acids. Gene Ontology annotation, cellular component: mitochondrial matrix; cytoplasm. NCBI's taxonomy places the organism in Eukaryota, Fungi, Ascomycota, Pichiomycetes, Serinales, Debaryomycetaceae. The transcript has a single exon. Gene Ontology annotation, biological process: cellular response to heat. The record is from RefSeq and is a predicted model, not a curated record.